Sitophilus oryzae (rice weevil) is the source of this 1667-nucleotide messenger RNA. RefSeq lists its product as uncharacterized. The transcript has 7 exons. The record is from RefSeq and is a predicted model, not a curated record. NCBI's taxonomy places the organism in Eukaryota, Metazoa, Arthropoda, Insecta, Coleoptera, Curculionidae. Bases 106 to 1017 code for a protein of 303 amino acids.
UAUAGAGAGAAUUUGGGGAAAUACAGAUAAUACUUGUUAUAAGUUUUUUACAUUAUUAUUGAUUUUAUAUUGAACGACCAAAAAGUUAAGCUGAAUUACAAAAUUAUGGAUUCUCCAGUGAUAUCUCCAACAACUGAAGUAAUUAGGAAACUGGAAGAACUAGAGUUUGCUGAUAAAUAUACAAAGGAUAAAAAAAUGGAAAAAAUUCGUGACUUUAUUGCCUCACCGCAAUUUAAUGAACCACGUAACGAUGGAUUAGAUACUCUAAUAAUCUUUAUCCGCAAAGGACAGUAUGAAUCAAAGCAUUUUUUUGAUUGUAUAAAACUGCUUGUUGACAACAACAUAGAUAUAAACUAUAAGGACGACGAAGGAAGAACAGCGCUUUCUUGGGCUAAAGAAAUUUACAUAAAAGAACAAAUACGUAGACUUGGACUAGUGGAAGUCGAUGAAGAUAAUAAAAACAAGAGUCGUUUGAUAAAUGAGUCAAAUAAGAGAUUAAAGCAGUUGAAGAUGACAAUAGAAUUGCUUGAAGGAAAAGUAAAAAUUCUUGAUCCGCAAUCUAUUCUAAGUUCAGACUGGUUCAAACGGUUGGAAAACUGUCAAAAGGAAGGUAAUAUAGAUUAUAUAUCAGGUAUAAACAAAUAUGAAACCAAAUAUGAGAAUGGUAAUAAAUUUAACCCAAUUGAAGAAUGUUUUAAAGAAAAGUGGCUUAUUCCAAUAGCUUAUAUCUUAGACACUGAGUGUACUAAUGGCAAAGUAGCUGUAUUGGGAAAAGAAAAUGAAAAUAAGGAAAUCUUACUGAAAUUAACUUUACGGGAAGAUGAAAAAAUCUGCGAGUUUUUAUGCGGUAUUCUGAGAAAAUUUCAGCUAAAAAGUCAUUCCUAUAUGGAUUGUUACAGGAAGAUAAUGGAUAUCAUAAAGAAUAAAAAUCAGCAGAAUCUAUAUUCCAUUCUGAAUGGAAAAGACUAUCUAGGACGGACUCCUUUGUUUUAUGCUAUUAGGUUAUAUAUUAUAUAAGCACUAUCGCCAGCUUGAAGGAUCUAAUGAAACAUCCAGUGAUAUCUACAUUUUUACUUCAGAAACGGAAAAGCUUGAGGUCGACAUUUUGGAUGUAUUUUUUAUUUUACAUUUUGUUUUUGAUAAGUCUAAUUAUGUUUGCUUGUAUAGAUAAUUUGAAAUUUAUGGAGAAAAAAACAGUGAUUUGUAUAGGUAUAAUAAUAUUAAUAAUAACAUUUAUUAGAAAAAUUAUUGAAAUCAUAGUAACUAAACGGAGUUAUUUUCUUCUCGAAAAUUGCAUUGAACUGUUAUUCAUAAUUUCCAUGAUAAUUGGGAUGUCCUUAUAUGAUAAUAAGUUACGUGACUUUCAAAAGCAACUGUCAGCGAUAGCCUUUCUUUUAGCAGCUUUCGAAUUUAUGAUAAUGUUAGGUAUUUUUCCAAGUUGUUCCACCAAUAUGGCAAUGCUGAGAACAGUUUUAAUUAAUUAUGUUAAGUUCCUUACGUGGUAUUCUGCCCUCUUACUCGGCUUUGCUUUUAGCUUUUAUACAGUAUUCCAAUGUGAAAACAUGUCAUUUAUUAAUUUUUUCGAAUCAAUUUUUAAAACUAUUGUUAUGACAACUGGAGAAUUUGAUUCUGAAAGUUUAAAUUUUGGUGACAAUACAACAACAAAA